CAGGAGGCGGGGCGGCAGCCCUCCCGGGCAGUACCGCGGGGGGCGGCAGCACGGCUGCCUGCUCCUCCAACAGCGCCCUCACAGCGGCCCUCGCCACCGCAGCAGCAGCAGCAGCUGCUGGCGCCGCCGCCGCCUCGCACACUGCCGCGCCCACUACCCCUGGCGGCUCCAGCUCCCUGCCGCACUGCCCCCCCUCCAGCAGCGCCGCUACAGGCGCCACGAGGCCGGGAGGUCCUGCCGGGGAGGGGAGCGGCAGCGGCGGUGUCCCCGCCCCCGUCCCCAGCCUGGCUGUCCUGUCUGAGGGCGGUGCGGAGUUCCUGAGUGCGGAGGAGCUGACCCGGUCCGUCAUACCCACACCCGCACAGCCGCCGCAGGGGGUGGAACUCAAGGUUCCCCCGGAUGACAUCCGCUUCACCGGAGUGCGGCUGCGCUUCCUGAUGGGGCUGCUGGAGGCCAUCGAGCCGCACCCCGAGUUGUGCCGUACGACCGCCGACCUCGUCCACAACUUUGUCGUACCGCUGACGUCAGACCGCAAGUGCCGCCUGCUGGACCUCAUUCCCCCCGAGCAGCGGGGGCAGCCGCACCACUACAUCUGUCACGCC
Messenger RNA from Astrephomene gubernaculifera, 602 nucleotides. The record is from the annotation of a GenBank genome assembly. Lineage: Eukaryota; Viridiplantae; Chlorophyta; Chlorophyceae; Chlamydomonadales; Astrephomenaceae.